This is a messenger RNA of Myxocyprinus asiaticus (Chinese sucker), 4864 nucleotides long. Its product is annotated as sarcoplasmic/endoplasmic reticulum calcium ATPase 1-like. NCBI's taxonomy places the organism in Eukaryota, Metazoa, Chordata, Actinopteri, Cypriniformes, Catostomidae. Bases 134 to 3118 code for a protein of 994 amino acids. Gene Ontology annotation, biological process: calcium ion transmembrane transport; intracellular calcium ion homeostasis. Gene Ontology annotation, molecular function: P-type calcium transporter activity; ATP binding; ATP hydrolysis activity. The record is from RefSeq and is a predicted model, not a curated record. Gene Ontology annotation, cellular component: membrane. The transcript has 25 exons.
CUUUGUCAAUCCUGCACUCCAGAGGGAGGAGAGAGAGCCAGGAGAGAAAGAGGGGAGAGAAAAUCCAGGGGGCCAACUAUUUUGUCCCUAUCCUACACUUUUAAAAGUGUUGUCUCCCCUUUGAGCAGACGGGAUGGAGAAUGCACACACUAAGGAAACCGCAGAAUGCCUGGCCUACUUCGGUGUGAGUGAGAGCACAGGCCUCUCUCCAGAUCAGGUCAAGAGAAACCAGGCCAAGUAUGGAUUCAAUGAGCUGCCCGCCGAGGAGGGUAAGAGCAUUUGGGAGCUGGUGGUUGAGCAGUUUGAAGAUCUCUUAGUCAGGAUUCUGCUGUUGGCUGCCUGCAUCUCUUUUGUACUGGCCUGGUUUGAGGAAGGCGAGGAAACUGUCACUGCCUUUGUCGAGCCUUUUGUCAUCCUUCUCAUCCUUAUCGCCAAUGCUGUGGUCGGAGUGUGGCAGGAGCGCAAUGCAGAGAGCGCCAUCGAGGCUCUGAAGGAGUACGAGCCAGAGAUGGGCAAAGUGUACCGCUCUGACAGAAAGAGCGUACAGAGGAUCAAAGCAAGAGAGAUUGUCCCUGGAGAUAUUGUGGAGAUCUCAGUUGGUGACAAAGUCCCUGCUGAUAUCAGAAUCACUGCCAUCCGCUCCACAACUCUGCGUGUGGACCAGUCUAUCCUCACUGGUGAGUCCGUCAGUGUGAUUAAGCACACAGAGUCUGUUCCUGACCCCAGGGCUGUCAACCAGGACAAGAAGAACAUGCUUUUCUCUGGCACCAACAUCGCUGCUGGCAAGGCUAUUGGAGUUGUGGUUGCCACCGGUGUCUCCACUGAGAUCGGUAAGAUCCGUGACCAGAUGGCUGCCACUGAGCAGGAGAAGACCCCUCUGCAGCAGAAGCUGGAUGAGUUCGGUGAGCAGCUCUCCAAAGUCAUCUCCCUCAUCUGUGUGGCUGUCUGGCUCAUCAACAUUGGCCACUUCAACGACCCCGUCCAUGGUGGCUCCUGGAUCCGUGGUGCCGUCUACUAUUUCAAGAUCGCUGUGGCCCUUGCUGUGGCUGCCAUCCCAGAGGGUUUGCCUGCUGUCAUCACUACCUGCCUCGCUCUGGGAACCCGCCGCAUGGCUAAGAAGAAUGCUAUCGUCCGUUCUCUUCCCUCCGUAGAGACUCUGGGCUGCACCUCUGUCAUUUGUUCAGACAAGACUGGCACACUCACCACCAACCAGAUGUGUGUUACAAAGAUGUUCAUCAUUGAGAAGGUGGAGGGUGACUUUGUGAGUCUUGACCAGUAUGACAUUUCUGGCUCCAAGUACACACCAGAGGGAGAAGUUACUAAGGGUGGACUUCCUGUCAAGUGUGGCCAGUACGAUGGACUUGUUGAGCUGGCAACCAUUUGUGCCUUGUGCAAUGACUCCUCUCUGGACUACAAUGAGUCUAAAGGUAUCUAUGAGAAAGUGGGUGAGGCCACAGAGACUGCCCUGUGCUGCCUGGUUGAAAAGAUGAACGUGUUCAACACUGAUGUCCGUGGCCUGUCCAAGGUGGAGAGAGCCAAUGCAUGCUGCUCUGUGGUCAAGCAACUGAUGAAGAAGGACUUCACUCUUGAGUUCUCACGUGACAGAAAGUCCAUGUCUGUCUAUUGCUCCCCUGCCAAAGCCUCGAAGGCCCCUGUUGGCAACAAGAUGUUUAUCAAGGGUGCUCCUGAGGGUGUGAUUGACAGAUGUGCCUACGUGCGUGUUGGCACCACCCGUGUGCCGCUGACUGGCCCAGUUAAGGAUAAGAUCAUGGCUGUGAUCAAGGAGUGGGGCACUGGCCGUGAUACCCUCCGCUGCCUGGCCCUGGCAACCCGUGACAACCCACUGAGACAGGACGAAAUGAACCUGGAGGACUCCACCAAGUUUGUAGAGUAUGAGACUGAUCUCACCUUUGUGGGAUGUGUCGGUAUGCUGGACCCUCCUCGCAAAGAGGUCAUGGGCUCCAUUGAACUCUGCAAGGCUGCUGGCAUCCGUGUGAUCAUGAUUACAGGUGAUAACAAGGGUACCGCUGUGGCUAUCUGCCGUCGUAUUGGCAUCUUCGGUGAUGAUGAGGAUGUGACUGGCCGUGCUUUCACUGGUCGCGAGUUUGAUGACCUGCCUCUGGCCCAGCAGAGAGAGGCUGUGCGCAAGGCCUGCUGUUACGCCCGUGUCGAGCCCUCCCACAAGAGCAAGAUCGUCGAGUUUCUUCAGGGCUUUGAUGAGAUCACUGCCAUGACUGGUGAUGGUGUGAAUGAUGCUCCUGCCCUGAAGAAGGCAGAGAUUGGCAUUGCCAUGGGCUCUGGCACUGCUGUUGCCAAGUCAGCCUCUGAGAUGGUCCUAGCUGAUGACAACUUCUCCAGCAUUGUGGCUGCUGUUGAGGAGGGCAGAGCCAUUUACAACAACAUGAAGCAGUUCAUCCGGUACCUCAUCUCCUCCAAUGUCGGAGAGGUCGUGUGCAUUUUCCUGACCGCUGCUCUUGGUCUGCCUGAGGCUCUGAUCCCAGUUCAGCUGUUGUGGGUGAACUUAGUGACUGACGGUCUUCCUGCCACUGCUCUGGGCUUCAACCCCCCUGAUCUGGACAUCAUGGGCAAGGCUCCCCGCUCCCCUAAAGAGCCCCUCAUCUCUGGCUGGCUCUUCUUCAGAUACCUGGCCAUUGGCGGUUAUGUUGGUGCUGCAACCGUGGCUGCUGCUGCCUGGUGGUUCCUGUACUCUGACGAUGGCCCCAUGGUCUCCUUCUACCAACUGUCCCACUUCAUGCAGUGCACUGCUGAUAAUGAGGACUUUGCAGGCAUUGAGUGUGAAGUGUUUGAGGCUGCUCCACCCAUGACCAUGGCUCUGUCUGUGCUGGUCACCAUUGAGAUGUGCAAUGCCCUCAACAGCUUGUCUGAGAAUCAGUCUCUGGUGCGUAUGCCUCCAUGGAGCAACUUAUGGUUGGUGGGAGCCAUGACUCUCUCCAUGUCUCUGCACUUCAUGAUCAUCUAUGUGGACCCUCUGCCCAUGAUCUUCAAGCUUACCCAUCUCAGCCUGGACCAGUGGGUUGUGGUGCUCAAGCUUUCCCUUCCUGUCAUCUUAAUUGACGAGCUGCUCAAGUUUGUCGCUCGCAACUACCUGGAGCCCUAAUCCUGCUCCCCUCCAUAUUCCUGUAACAAAACCAGAGAAAGAUGAAAAUCUAGUGUCCAAAAAGUGGGACUGAGAGAGAAGAAGACAAGAUGAGGAAGAACUGAAAAACAUCACUCCAAAAGAAAAAAAUAAACACCAAGAGUGAUAUAGAAAACAACUGUGAACCAGUGAAAAAUCACCUAUAAAUGUUAAACCUUGAGGGGAGAAAAAACUAUUUAAAAGUGUUAUGUAUAUGUAUUAAGACUCAAUUUAAUACAGUGCUGUGAAAAAUUGCCCCCUUCCUGAUUUCUUCUAUUUUUUGUAUUUUUCAUACUAAAUUGUUUUAGAUCUUCGAACAAGAUAUACUUUUCAAAUAUAUAUAUAUAUUUUUAUUGAAGCAAAAAAGGUACCCAACACCUAUAUCACCCAUGUGAAAAACAGACUGCCCCGUUAAACUUAAUAGCUGGUUGUGCCACCUUUAGCAGCAACAACUGCAACCAAACGCUUUCGAUAACUGGAGAUCAGUCUUUCACAACACUGUGGUAGAAUUUUGGCCCACUCCUCUAUGCAGAACUGCUUUAGUUCAGCCACACUGGAGGGUUUCAGGUCAGGAUUUUGACUAGGCCACUCCAAAUCUUUAAUUUAGCUUCAUUUGAGCCAUUCAGAGGUGAAUUUACUCCUAUGCUUUGGAUCGUUGUCUUGCUGCAUAAUCCAGUUGCGCUUGAGCUUCAACUCACGGACUGAUGACCGGACGUUCUCCUUUAGGAUUUUCCGGCAGAGAGCAGAAUUAAUGUUUCCCACAAUUAUUGCAAGACUCCCUGGCCCUGAAGCAGCAAAGCAUCAACACACCAUCACACUACCACCACCAUGCUUGACCGUAGGUAUGAUGUUCUUUUUGUGGAAUUCUGUGUUUGAUUUACGCCAGAUGUAACGGGACCCGUUUUCCAAACAGUUCCACUUUUGACCCAUCAGUCCACAGAACAUUCUCCCAAAAGGUUUGAAGAUCAUCAAGGUGUGUUUUGGCAAAAUUCAGAUGGGCGUUAAUGUUCUUCUGGGUUAGCAGUGGUUUUCGCCUCGCCACUCUUCCAUGGAUGGCAUUUUUGGCCAGUGUCUUUCUGAUAGUGGAGUCAUGAACAGUGACCUUUAUUGAUGCGAGAGAGGCCUGCAGUUCCUUGAAGGUUGUCCUUGGCUUUUUUGUGACUUCCUGGCUGUGCUCUUGGAGGAAUUUUGGAAGGUCGGCCACUUCUGGGAAGGUUCACUACAGUGCCAAGUUUUCUCCAUUUGAAUAUAAUGGCUCUCACUGUGGUUCUUUGGAGUCCCAGAGCUUUUGAAAUAGCUCAGUAAGCCUUCCCAGACUUAUGUAUUUCAAUCACCUUUUUCCUCAUUCAUAUGUGCUACUGGGUGAGACCUUUUACCCAACUUCAUGCUGCUGAAAAGGUUCUAUUUAAGUGUUGAUUUGAUUGAGCAGGGCUGGCAGUAAUCAGGCCUGGGUGUGUCUAGUCCAGCUGAACCCCAUUAUGAAUGCAGUUUCAUAGAUUUGGGGAUUUAAUAACUGGAGGCAAAUAAUUUUUCACACAGGCCCAGUUGGUAUUGGAUAACUUUUUUGCUUCAAUAUCAUUUAAAAACUGUAUUUUGUGUUUACUCAGAUUGCCUUUGUUUUAUGUUAGAUUUUGUUUGAAUUUUUGAAACAAUUUAAUAUUUGAUAUACACAAAAACAGAAGAAAUCACAUACUUUUUCACAGCACUGUAUAUAUAUUGUUAUAAACA